Cicer arietinum (chickpea) is the source of this 2048-nucleotide messenger RNA. RefSeq lists its product as uncharacterized. NCBI's taxonomy places the organism in Eukaryota, Viridiplantae, Streptophyta, Magnoliopsida, Fabales, Fabaceae. The record is from RefSeq and is a predicted model, not a curated record. Gene Ontology annotation, cellular component: plasma membrane.
AUGGCUGUAGUGCUUUGGGCAUUGGCUUUAGCAAGCCUAUGCUACCCUCUAGCCUCAACCAAUGCUCAAUCACAUGCAGCUGCACCAUCAAAGUUUCCAACCACAACAGCAUCUUCACCCUCCACAUUGCCAAUUGCAACUUCACCAUCUUUAGCCAAACAACAACCUGUUGUGGCAGCAACUCCUGCUAGUAGUACAAAGAAACCACCAACAGCAACUUCUCCUACUUGGAACAAACCAACGAACACAAUCACAUCAGCAGCACCUUCCAAAUUACCAACCAUAAUCCCCGCUGCACCUUCCAAGUUGCCAACUGCAGCUUCUCCAACUUCUGGCACACCGUCAGCUGCUAAAACACCACCCAUUGUGGUAGCAGCUCCUCUUGCCUCAAGAAAACCACCAGUAGCAACAUCAACUCCAACAGCUGGCCCCGUGAAAUCACCAGUUCCCAAAUAUACAUCUCCAACAUCUUCCCCUGUGAAGUCAUCAGUUCCCAAAGUCACAACGCCAGCAUCUACUCCUGUAAAGUCAUCAGUCCCCAAAGUUACAACUCCAGCAUCAGCUCCUGUGAAGCCACCAGUUCCAAAAGUAACAUCUCCAACAUCUUCCCCUGUGAAGUUACCAUCUCCAAAGGUUACAACUCCAACAUCUUCUCCUGUGAAACCACCGGUUCCAAAAGCUAUAACUCCAGCAUUUGCUCCUUUGAAACCUCUUAUUCCAAAACCUACAACUCCGGCAUCUGCUCCUUUGAAACCUCUUGUUCCAAAAACUACAACUCCAACAUCUGCUCCUUUGAAACCUCCAGUUCCUAAAAUUACAACUCCAACAUCUGCUCCUUUGAAACCUCCAGUUCCUAAAAUUACAACUCCAACAUCUGCUCCAGUGAAACCACCAGUACCCAAAUUUACAACUCCAACAUCUGCUCCUGUAAAACCACCAGUUCCAAAAGCUACCACUCCAAAAUCUGCACCUUUGAAACCACCAGUUCCAAAAGUUACCACUCCAAAGGCUGCACCUGUGAAACCACCAGUUCCAAAAGCUACCACUCCAAAGGCUGCACCUGUGAAACCACCAGUUCCAAAAGCUACCACUCCAAAGGCUGCUCCUGUGAAAUCACCAGUUCCAGAUCCUCCAAAACUUGCUCCUGUAAAAACACCAGUCCCCAAGGUUACACCAGCAUUAAGCCCAAAAGCUCCAUCUCCUAAAAUUCUACCACCACCACAUCCACCCAAAAAAGCACCAGUUUCUCUACCACCACUACCUCUAGCACCUGUUUCACUUGCACCAUUACCGUUGCCACCAGCUUCUUCACCACCAAAGGCAUCCCCAACACCUGCAAAGGCACCAAAAGCACCAACACCAUCCAAAGAAACACCAGCACCAGCACCACAUAAAAAGAAAGCACCAAAGUCUUCACCUGUUCCUUCCCCAGCAAUUAACCCACCAUCACCUGCACCAGCACCUGCAAUAGACACACCAUCAUCAGCACCAGCACCAACACCUGAAGAUGACACGCCAGAACCACCACCCCACAAGCACAAGAGAAGAAAACACAAGCAUAAGCAUAGGAGACAUCAUGCGGUAUCUUUAGCUCCAGAACCAACAAGUACAACAAUCAUUAGGAGGAGUCCCCCAGCACCACUAGCUGAUGAUACUACUCCAGCAGAUUCUGAUGAGUCACCAGCACCAGCACCAAGUCCCAAUGCGAAUGGUGCACCAUCAUACCAAGGGCAAUGGAGAAAGAUAAUGGCAACUGGUGGACUUGCUGUUGCCAUUUUGUUAUGUGUCACUUGAAUACCUGCAGCAGAUGCUAUAUAUAUCAGGUCAUUUGAAGAAACAUGGAUUCACGCAAAGCGGUUAAAUUUGGUUUGCAAAAAUAUAAAAUUAUUUCAUAUGUAUGAAAAUGAAUAAUGAAAAAUUAUACUUAUAAAUUAUUAAUUUUUUAUCCUUCCGUUCUUUCAUUGUAUUGUGGUCUUUGCUCAAACAAUAUUAGUGAUAUGAGAUUUUGAGUUAUCAGGAAAUGCAAAGUGAAAUAUGUGUGUCUAAUA